CUGCUUCUCACUAGAACUCCAGGAUUUACCUCUCGAUGUCAUGUACAAAUGUAACAAAUAAAAUCGGAUACCAAUGAUUAUUUAUAAUAAUAAUAAUAAUUUAUUCAUUUGUAAUCAUUCUCAUAGUUCAUCUUAAACUAUAGACCAAUCAAAUUCCUUAUAUGAUUAACCAAUCAUGAAUAUUUGAUAGAUUCCUUUUAUUUUAUUUUAUUUUUUCGUUAAAUAUCAUAAAAACCUUUUUUUUUCUACAUUAAAAAGUAUUAAAUUGGUUUUAACAGUUACCAAAUAAAAAAACACACUUGGAUACUAUCUGGAAUAAAAAUUUAAAAAAAAAAAUGAAUGUUAUUAUGAAUAGACCGAAUCUAAAUCAAACAUCCCCCCUCAAGAAUAAUUCAUUACCCAAAAAUUCAUUUUUAUUAAAUUUAACUAAAACAUUUCAUGUAUCCAAUAUCUCAUUAGCUAUAUUCAUAUUAGUUGUCAUCUGUAUUCUAUGCUUAACAUUUAUUAUAUUAACUAUCUUAUGUAUACGUACAUUUAUACGUAAAAAGUAUAUGCCAAAAAAAUAUAAAAAAAAGGAGAAACCAAUCUAUGUUGAUGAUAUACCAGGAUUAAUGAAACCCAAUAAUGAAUUACAUAAUACUAAUAAUAAUAAUAAUAAUAAUGGUACAAUUGAAUAUUCAUUAAGUUAUAAUAUAGAAGAAGAACAAUUAAAAAUUUCUAUUAUACAAGCUAAUAAUUUGGCAAUCUCUAAUAAUAAACAAGAAUCAUUAAAUACUUAUGCAACUAUUUCUUUAAUGAAAUAUGAUAAUAAUACAAAAUUGAAUAAUCCAUUUAAUAAUCUUGAUCCUAAUCUUGAUCUUAAUCUUAAUGAUAAACAUUUAAAAUUGAUUGGUAAACAAUAUAGAACUGAUAUUAUACAUCAUUCUAAUAAACCAUGUUGGAAUCAAUCAUUUAUAUAUAAAUUAAAAAAAAAUCAAUUAAAAUAUAUUAUAAUUAUUAUUGAAAUAUUUAAUUAUAAUGAUCAAUAUUUAGAUACUAAUUUAGGUAAAUUAUUUAUAUUAUUAAAUCAAUUAGAUCAUAGUGAUUAUGCUGGUAAAUUUUUUGAAAAAACUGAUUGGUUAUUGAUUAAUCAUUCAAUUAAUAAUCAUCAUAAUUAUAUUUUAGGUGAAAUUUCUAUUGGUUUAAUUUAUGAUCCAAAUCAUUUAAAUAUUAAUUUAUAUAUAUAUGAAAUAAGAAAUUUAAAUUUAAAUCAAUAUUUCAAUGAUACUACUAAUGAUGAUGAUGAUGAUGAUGAAGAUACUACUUAUAAACAAAAAUGGAUAUCUUCAUCUAUUGAAUUAGAUAUUGUAGCUUAUAUGAAAUAUAAUAAUCGUCUACUUCAAAAAUAUAAAACACAAUCCCGUAAAGAAUUAAUUAAUCCAUAUUUUAAUGAAAAAUUUUGUUUUAAAAUUAAAGAAAAAUAUUUAAAAAAUUUAAAUAUUAUUAUUCAAUUAAGACAAUUGGAAAAAUGGCAUUAUGGAAGAAUUCUAGGUGAAGUAUGUAUUGGUCAAAAUGUAUUUCAAUUAAAAAGUAUUAAACAUUGGGAUGAAUUAUUAAAAUUCCCUGGUAAAUUACAUGUUAGAUGGCAUCCAAUUUAUGCAAUUCCAAUAAAACAAAAUUCAUUUCUAUUAGAUUGGUUAUGUUUUGAUCAUUUUUGAAAUUAAUUAAUAUGAUGUAAUGACUUGUAAACAUCCUUAUUCAUUGUUAUGUAAUAGUGUAAUGGAAAGUGUUUUAAUGGUAUUUUGAAUUAUAAAAUACAGUGUUGAUAAUAAGCUUUUA
Molecule: messenger RNA, 1818 nt
Organism: Schistosoma rodhaini
Lineage: Eukaryota; Metazoa; Platyhelminthes; Trematoda; Strigeidida; Schistosomatidae
Source: the annotation of a GenBank genome assembly